UAGUUAUGACGAAGUUAAAAAGUGAUCUAAUAUCAUAAGCUUGUCACAGUUUUUCACUUAGAAUAAGUUUUUCAUGCUAAUUAUCUCUAGUUGGAUAGGUUUAGAAAAUAAAUAAGAAAUGUAAAGUUUGCCUCUAUAAGAAAGGGUUGCCUCCAACCGGAACCAAGCCACCACCAACAUUCUCAACUCUCCUUUUGUGUGACUAAAACAAUGCGCUCCGCCGCCGCUAUGCCGCUCAUCAUCGUCUUGCUCGUCGCCCUCUACUCCAUUGCAUCUCCCAAUGUAGCAGCCGCCGGAGAAUUACGCCAAAGGGUUACGCAAUGCGUUACUGGACGAAGCAUAUCUCCAAUGAUUUGCCCCCACCGGAGUUCCUGUUCAACAAAGCGUCGCCGCUGAGCGCCGCCUUCUCGAAGCUCGCCGAUCAGAGCUGGAUUUCUUCUCAUCUCCCCGAGUUCUGCUCGAAGGCCAACCUCCUCUGUUUCCCCGACAAAGCCAACUACGCCACGGAGGAUCGCGUAAGGAGGGACCAUAUCGGAAACAAAUACUACGCCACGGAGGAUCGCGUAAGGAGGGACCGUAUCGGAAACAAAUACUACGCCACUGAGGAGAACGUGGUUGCAUCAAGUGGCAAAAAGGUAAAUAAAUGGGUGGUUGAGCCAGGGAGGUUCUUCAGAGAGUCCGUGCUGAAGGCUGGUGCCAUCAUGCCUAUGCCAGACAUCCGCGAUAAAAUGCCCAAAAGGUCCUUUUUACCCCGCCUCAUUGUCUCCAAAUUGCCCUUCUCCACCUCCAAGCUGGCAGACCUAAGGAGGGUCUUCCACGCUGUCGACGACUCGGGCAGCAUGGCCAAAAUGCUGACCGAUUCGCUGGAAGAGUGCGAGCGCGCCCCCAGCCCCGGCGAGGCGAAGCGGUGCGUGGCCUCAAUCGAGGACAUGAUCGACUUCGCCACGUCGGUGCUGGGUCCGAACGUCGCGGCGCUGACGACGGAGAGCGCCCGGGGGUAUAAUGGGGAGAUCAGGAUUGGAAAAGUCAAAGCGGUCAACGGCGGGAGAUUGACAAAAUCAGUGACGUGUCACCAGAGCUUGUUUCCGUACAUGCUUUACUAUUGCCACUCCGUCCCAAAAGUCCGGGUCUACGAAGCGGAUAUCCUGGAUCCGAAAUCCGAGUCGAGGAUCAACCGUGGCGUCGCCAUCUGCCACGUCGACACGUCCUCAUGGAGCCCGGGUCAUGAAGCCUUCGUCUCAUUGGGGUCGGGCCCCGGGAAGAUAGCGGUGUGCCACUGGGUGUACGAGAACGGUUUGACAUGGGCGAUAGCGGAUUGACCCGUGUUCGAAUUUGGAUUCGGGUUAGAGUUGGACCAGUUAUGUUAUGGAAAGGGUGAACCACUGGUUCGACCAUGUUAUAAUUGAACCCAUUCUAUAUUAAGCCUAAGUUAUUUAUUUAUUUUCAA
Messenger RNA from Salvia splendens (bonfire salvia), 1447 nucleotides. Its product is annotated as polygalacturonase-1 non-catalytic subunit beta. NCBI's taxonomy places the organism in Eukaryota, Viridiplantae, Streptophyta, Magnoliopsida, Lamiales, Lamiaceae. The record is from RefSeq and is a predicted model, not a curated record. The coding region runs from base 321 to 1319 and encodes 332 amino acids. The transcript is spliced from 2 exons.